UGACUCUCCGCCGAAGGUCCCGCCGAGAUUUUUAAUUGCAGACUUUGCAGUGAGGUGCCGACUAGCAAACAGCGAGGCCGCGCGACGAUACUGUGUCCCAGCCGAGGCCAGACCAGACCAGAGUCACCAGACCCACCGACCAGACCAGGUGCAGCAUCUGAGGGAGUCGUUACGUUAGACCCAGAGAGAACGAGAGAGAGAGGGAGAAGUUUCUUCUUCGUUUUCCCCCAUAACGAGCAAGAUGGCAGGAGCAACUGGAAGUGUUGUGGUGAUGAUGAAAGUGCUGUUGGAGAUGUGCUUCGUCGCACUUAUAAUAAUAUCCAGUGGGCCACGUUCCACUGAAGCUGUCACUACAAUCACACAGGCUACGGUUGUAACGCCUGAGAUCUCGGCUCUGACCUCUACAACAAACAAAACGAUUGUUGACAACCCAGACUCCAACUCCCUCCUGUCUAGCAAUAUUACGGAAACGAAUGAUACAACAACAACAACAUCAUCUGCAGCUACGUCCCAUGGUCAAGAAAAGGAGUCUGUUCUGGAUGAUACUGCAGUCAAUGCUAUUCUGGACAAACCUACAGUUCCAGUCACUGGCUCAAGUUUGAGCGUCAAUACCUCUAGCACUCAUCGUAAAAGCAAUGACAAAGUAUAUGAAAAUAACUCGACUACAUCUAUCACAGUUAACAAAGUAUCCUUAACGGAUCCGACGGAUCCUACAGAAAAAGGGGAGAACACUGCGGCAAUGAACAAUGGCCCCAGUACAAAUGACUCGCCUAGUGGUAGGCCUGAUGAGCAAUUCGGAAUCGACACACUUCCACUGAAAGCCGAGACAGUGGUCUUGCAAAACACACCUUCGACAACAGUUCCUCCAUCUCCCCAGAACGACAGUGACAGUGACAUGACAACAGAACCGCCAACGGAAGAUAUGAAACACUCCUCCACGCAUGAACUCGGAGCGUACAAUCUUACUCGGCCUCUGUCCACAGUGGCCACAGCCCUUGGUAAAGACACGCCUACGGCUGCCUCCGCUUCGACUAUUCCUUCCGGGUUGAUCUUCAUCAUCGUCCUAGUGGCGCUCGUCCUUGUAGAAGUGGGAUUAGUGAACUUCGUCAACUGGUGGAAGGACCGAGACACAUCCUGGAACGGCGAGAGAAGAUACUUCUCGUUCCUCUUCGUACUCUUCAACCGGAAAAGCACCCGUACCACUUACGCUGGCCCUAUAGAUGACACCACUCCUAUCGUCCAGGAAGCAUAAGAAUGACGGCCACAACGAGAACCCUGAACCCCGAAUGAAGUACAAAAUGAUGCUGGUCAAAUAAGAUUCGCAACGAAGACAGUUUCAACAUCCCGGGAAUGUGUCGAUCGUGUAGGCGUGGCGCAGAAUAAUCUAAUCUAGUCAAGAACUUCUUGGACAGUGGGUGGAUGCAGAUGAAUAACUUAUGGCGAAGGAAGAAGAUUGACGCGAAACGGCAUGGCAGAGGAAGCUCUAUCGGAAGUGAUAAAUAUCGAUUCUAAAAGUGACAUGUAAUCCUGACAUUACACAGCAGUUACGAGCCUUUACCCCUUAGUGUCAGGAAUUACUCUGGGAUGCGGUUGUUAGCCUCGCGCCUCUCUCCGGUAAAUGGGGACAAAGGGAAGGAAAGCUGAAACAUUAUACUGAGGUGGUUGUUGUGUAAAAUCCCCCCCAACCCCCACCAGGAAAUUCCAAUAUUAUUUAACUGUCCUUCAGAGGGAAUGUGUCUUUCUUCAGUCAUUUUAUUAUCUAUAAAAGAAAAUAACUUUCUGAAAGGAGCAUUGAAAAACCAACAUGAUAUACAAAUUAUAUUUCCAAAGACCUUAUAGACACCUUCACAUUCAUCAAGGUCAUACUGCCAAGUAUGACCUGAUGCAGUGUGACCUGAUUUUUCUACCAGCAAACGCUGUUACUGAAAGUAUGUCGAGAACAGCUCCUCAUUCCAGUGGUUCGAUAACCCUACAUUUAUUUAACACUGCUACAUUCCACACUCACAAGGUAUGACUGUUUAUUGUAGGCUUUGCUUGCUAUUUUCAUAGGAUUGGUAAAUGUGACUGUCUAGAUAUGUUGCAAUACAAAGUUUUUUUUUACCAAUAACAUAAGGUCAAAUUUUAAAAGCAAAUGUACAUUUUGAAUUCCAUUGCAUUUCUGACAGAAUUGACUGCUUGACUGUCUCUCAUGUAUUGCAUAGCACAAUCAAUCAACUCUAAAGGAUCAUCUGUCAUCCAUCAGAACCCCAAGAUUAAGCAAAAAGUAGGUCCUUUAUCAGCUGGUAAGGUAGCGUACUUAUAUUUCUGACGUUUACUGGAGCUACUUCUAACAUAUGUUUCAUCUUAGAGGUCAGCAUCCAUGUUUUUACUGACAACUAACAGCUGUGCUACAGCAAUGUGUAUCUCAAUCAAUCCGUAUUGUACCAGUACCACUAUGCAUGACAAUCUUUGUGCCUGAAGGAAGUUAGCAGAACGUCAUUGCACAGAUAUAAAGAUAUCUAACACCAGUCCAUAAAAAAUUUAAACAGACUCCAUCUUAUAUUUUACUGUAUAAAGUAUGUGAAAAAUGUAGGAAAAGUUUGGUUCAACUCCAAAUGAAUAAUAAUAAUAAUAAUAAUAAUAAUAAUAAUUGUAAUAAUAAUAAUAAUAAUAAUAAUAAUA
This is a messenger RNA of Macrobrachium nipponense, 2661 nucleotides long. RefSeq names its product mucin-2-like. The transcript is spliced from 6 exons. Bases 242 to 1252 code for a protein of 336 amino acids. The record is from RefSeq and is a predicted model, not a curated record. Lineage: Eukaryota; Metazoa; Arthropoda; Malacostraca; Decapoda; Palaemonidae.